AACACUUAUUAGAAACUACAUCUCCAAUGCUGCUUUACGCAAUUCUGAUGACGUUACAGGGACAUUUCCCGUAGUAACCUAACCUUUCCUGUCUGCCUGGUGGUGCGUUUGCGCCUCCUGUCUUGAAAGAGAGGUGAAGAGUUUACUUUCCACAGUUGAACGUUUGGUUUCGGUGUUCGUCUGGAGUAAAAGGGUUUUGCCGAGGCAGAAAAGCCCUUUUUUCACAGAGCCAAGAUGCUGAACAUGUGGAAGGUUAGGGAGUUGGUUGACAAAGCAACCAACGUGGUGAUGAACUACUCAGAGGUGGAGUCUAAAGUCAGAGAGGCCACCAAUGACGACCCCUGGGGACCAUCAGGACAACUGAUGAGUGAAAUUUCAAGAGCCACCUUCAUGUAUGAGCAGUUUCCAGAGGUGAUGAACAUGUUGUGGGCCCGCAUGCUGAGGGACAACAAGAAGAACUGGAGGAGAGUCUACAAGUCCCUGCUACUGCUGGCCCAUCUAAUCAGGAACGGAUCAGAGAGGGUUGUCACCAGUGCCAGAGAACAUCUCUAUGACCUGAGAUCGUUAGAAAGCUACCACUUCGUAGAUGAGAAUGGGAAGGACCAAGGCGUGAAUGUGCGUCAGAAGGUGAAGGAGAUGGUGGAGUUUGUCCAGGAUGAUGACAGGCUGAGGGAAGAAAGGAAAAAGGCAAAGAAGACCAAAGACAAAUACAUUGGAGUAUCCUCUGACAGCAUGGGAUACAGAAGUUACUCGGGGGACAGGUAUGACUCCAGCGAUAGCCGGGGAAAGUGGGAUGAUGACUGGGAAAGGAAUAAAGGGCAGUUCCCCUUCAGCGAGAAGUUGGGAGAAAUCAGCGACAAAAUCGGCAGCACCAUUGACGAUACCAUCAGCAGGUUUAGGAAGAAGGAUAGAGACGACUCACCAGACCGAUUUAGUGACAAUGAGGAGGACAGAGGCCGCUCCUCUCACAAUGGCCAAUCAGGUAAGGAGUUCAAAGAUGAAGAGGAGACUGUUACCACCAAGAGUGUACAAAUAGUCCAAGCAACAGAGACUACAGCAACACGGAAGAGAGGAGGUGUCCCAUCUAGGAAAGUGGACUUGGGGGCUGCAGCCCAGUACACAGGAGACAAGAGCCCAGACACCACCACCAAACAGCCCCAGUCAGCCACCCCUCAGCCAUCCAGUGCCGGCCUAGCUGACCUGCUAAUGGUGGACACAACACCUAGCCAGCCUGCUGCUACAGACCUGAUCUCUGGAUUUGCUGAUUUCUCCUCAUCUGCUGCUUCUGCCAGCCUCUCCUCGGGAUCUGCGGCGCCAGCCUCUAGCAGCAAUGGAGACUUUGGAGAGUGGAAUGCCUUCCCUGGAGGUCAGAUGCCAGCAUCUGCUCAGUCUGUCGACACCAGUGGAAAUGACCUUUUUGGAGCCAUGACAGCAGGUCCUGCCACUGCCCCCGCCCCUGCCCCAGUGUCAGCUCCAGCCUCAGGUCCUGCCUCAGCAGACCUGUUUGACUUGAUGGGGCCAACUCAGACCCUCACCUCCUCCCAGAGCCUAAACUUUAGCAUGAGCAGCACACAGAGCAUGAGCACCACAGUCCUGCCCCAGUCUAUGUCACAGCCCCUCCAGAACAUGGGGGGCCCUCUACAACCGCAAUCUGCGCAGUCCCUCCAGCCUGUGCAGCAGGGAGUGGCUUCUCAGGGUGCUGGAGCCAAAGCGUCCCUCCCUUCCACCUGGUCAGACCACUCUGUUAACAUCAGCCUGGACUUCCUGGGCCCAGGCAUGCAGGCCCCCAAGCCUAGCCAGCCCAGCCUCAACACCCUCCAACAUGGCAACCAAGCACCUGCCAACAUGCUUUCCCAGGGAUUUUCCAGUAUGAGCCUUGGAACUACAACAGUCAGACCGCCCGUAAAUCCUAUGAUGCACCCUGGUGCUGGCAUGGGAAUGGGAAUGGGGAUGGGAAUGGGGAUGGCCCCCAACCAGGGCAUGAUGGGGAUGGGCAUGAACAUGGGGAUGCCACAGGGAGGUAUGACCAUGGGCAUGCCUGGUGCUAUGGGAAUGGGGAUGGGGAUGGGGAUGAACCCUGCAAUGGUCCAACAGCCCAAACAGGAUGCCUUUGCUGACUUCGGCAACUUUGGGAAGUGAUGGAGCUGGAGAGCAAAGAUUAUCAGGAGGCGUGGUGUCUCUCUCUCUCUCCGUCCAUUGGUGAAGGAUUGUUAUGAGCUGCAAACAAAGAGUACUUGAAUAAUGUCAACUAUCAUAAUACCAACACCCUGCAAUCUCCUUAUUUUUAAAAGUAAUGCUGUGUAGUGAUAUGGAUCUAAAUGAAUGUGUGUGUCUGUUGUUCGAACCAAUGAUCUGUCUAGUCUGGGGUGGCGGUCAGGCAGACGCACUAUUAAUUGUGUGCCUUGUUGGUUAGUUAUGAGACGGUGAGAAGAAGGAAGUGCGUGCCUCUGCGAGAAUAUCAGGGGUGUUUGCUUUUAUAACCUCAAUCAAUGAAAUCACCAGAAUAGCAAAAAAAUAUAUAUAUAUAUCAGUAGCUGCAUAAUUUUUUGAGAUGCUUUCUCAGUAACUUUACUGAAUGAUGAGUUUUGAUAACAUGAUCAGCCAUUUUAACUUUCUAAUGUACAUUUACGACUGUCAAGUUACCUCUUAUUUGUCCUCGUUCUUCCUUUGGCCUGUAAAUAGAAAUCUGAAGCCUUACAAAUAACUUAUGAAGUUCCUAUAUGAGAGGCAGUGACAUUGUGAAGAGUUGUAUCAUACAGACCAACCCUGAUAUGAAUUAAGACCUAUACGAAGCACAUUGACACCUUCUCUUUGUACAUAAGCGUCCAAACACUCCAAAUGUGGCCUGUACUACAAAGUAACGAAUGAGUGUUUGGCAUGAAAGCUAUUGAUUAAUUUGUGGAGUUUUUCCAUUAAUAACCAUCAUUUGUGGCCUUUCUUAUUGGUAUAUAUAUAUCUAUAUUUUACUUAUGAAGAAAAGUAUAAUCAGUUUGCAUCAAAUGAGAUAAUCAGUAGGUAGAAAAGCCUCAUACAGGGUUGUUUUUUUUUCCAUUAUAGCGCAGUGCCUGGAAGACCUUUGUCUCCUCUUCAGUUCUAACUUCUUUAAAUGAGACAAUGUGACUGUGCAGUGUUGAGGACUGCUACGGCACGUAGCUUCUGUACUAUGUACAAACAUACGGUAUGUUUGUACUUGUGCCUCAAGCCAAGUGUAUUGGUCUGUACAGAUAUCAAAUGCAGUUGUAAAAAUGAUUUCACUUAUUCUGUUUUGUUUGUCCCUUGCACAUUUCUAUCCUCCUAAUCUCUUCAGGCCAGUGAUACCUUCAGUGCUCCGAAAAACACCUGAGAUGAAAACGUACUGAGCUCAACUUAAUUCCUCAAGCGUCAAUGCAGACUGUUAAGAUUGCAUCAUGCAUUUAUCUGUUAUGUGUUCAAUGUUCACUGGUGCGUCCCAGUAAAUACUGCCUUCUCACUUUCAUUAAUGUUACACUUUAAAAACAGCACUCUUGAAAAACACUGUUGCUGUCAUAAGCGUUCGCAAGUCCAGGUUUUGCAAUUUAUCAGGUACAGAAUCUCGUGUGAGAGGAAGCACUUUUACCAGUUGGGGUGCAGUUUGUGUACACCUAGUAUGUUAUAGUAGUCGGAUUAACUGAUCUGUUAGAUAUACAAACCACUGAUCUUCAGUGGUUCAAGUGCCUGCUGACGGUUGCCUCCUCACCCUUGUAAUGAUUGAUAAUAAGUACAUCUUGCUUACUGGACAUUUUUGGAAUGUCAAUGAUGAGAUAAAUAAUUCACUGACCAGAGGAGAAGGCAGUGGAUCCUGCAGCCCCCAAGAGAAUUGAAGUUGUGUUUUCCCUCUCUCCCAAGGGCUCAAGAGGCUCAGCACGCUUACACAUAGUAGCCUUGCAUCGGAGUCUGAAGCAUUAAAAUGACCAAAAUCUGUUGCUGUGUAAUUUAACAGUAGAAGUUAUUUUAUGCCUUUUGUUUUCUACUUCAAAUUAUUUUGAUCUUCUCUAAGAUGGGAUUGUUACUGAAACACUAGUAUAUGCAAAUGUUUAAAAAAAAAGAAAAGAAAAGCAAUGAAAAUCCUCUGAGAAAAUGAAUUUUUGCAUUAUUCCCAUUUUGACUUGAUUUACACAUUGAGAUUGUUUAUCUACAACAUUAAACAGUUGAUUGAGA
Molecule: messenger RNA, 4176 nt
Organism: Thunnus maccoyii (southern bluefin tuna)
Lineage: Eukaryota; Metazoa; Chordata; Actinopteri; Scombriformes; Scombridae
Gene: clint1a
Product: clathrin interactor 1a
Exons: 12
Coding region: 235-2139 (634 amino acids)
Biological process (GO): endocytosis
Cellular component (GO): endosome; plasma membrane; clathrin vesicle coat
Molecular function (GO): phospholipid binding; clathrin binding
Source: RefSeq, a predicted model, not a curated record